This is a messenger RNA of Lotus japonicus, 661 nucleotides long. Its product is annotated as dirigent protein 23-like. Bases 39 to 581 code for a protein of 180 amino acids. Lineage: Eukaryota; Viridiplantae; Streptophyta; Magnoliopsida; Fabales; Fabaceae. The record is from RefSeq and is a predicted model, not a curated record. The transcript has a single exon.
AUCAUCAUCAGUGUCCCUCAGAUAUUUUUCUUCCAAAAAUGUCACCACCAAUCAAAUCCUUGUUUCUCUCAUUCCUUCUGAUAUCCACCAUAGUUCAUGAAGUUAAAUCUCAACUUCCACCACCCCAGCCUAAUCAAACAACCAUAGUCUUAUACCUGCAAGAUGUGGCAAAGGGGCCUAGUGCAACAGUGACCCCAGUAAUUGGCAUCAAGGAUAAAGAUUGGUCCUACAACACAUUUGGAACUAUAUUUGUAGUUGAUGACCCUGUCACAUUUGGUUCUAGUCCUAACUCUGCUUUAAUUGGCAGAGCACAAGGCACACUCACAGUGUCUUCAUUGGAUGGUGCUAAUGUGAAUGUAGUGCUGUCAAUUCUGUUCACCAAUUCACAGUACAGUGGCAGCACCAUUGAGAUUCAAGGUGUUAGCCGUCAACAUGAGAGUAGCAGAGAGCUCUCUGUUGUGUCUGGGACAGGGAAAUUUCGGUAUGCAAGGGGGUUUGCAGUGUUGGAGACUCUGUUUUAUGAUGCUCCAACUGGUCGUUCUACCAUUCGAUUGACUAUAACAACAAAUGUACAAUCUUAAUAAGAAAACUAGUAGUGCUUGUUUAUUAUGAAUGAUGUUAAUUCAGCUACAUUAUGUUAUAAUGAAGGAAUAUGUUUACA